Molecule: messenger RNA, 2772 nt
Organism: Seriola dumerili (greater amberjack)
Lineage: Eukaryota; Metazoa; Chordata; Actinopteri; Carangiformes; Carangidae
Gene: cdh8
Product: cadherin-8-like
Exons: 12
Coding region: 315-2714 (799 amino acids)
Biological process (GO): homophilic cell-cell adhesion; multicellular organism development; synaptic transmission, glutamatergic
Cellular component (GO): axon terminus; catenin complex; synaptic cleft
Molecular function (GO): calcium ion binding; cadherin binding
Source: RefSeq, a predicted model, not a curated record
AAAAAAUAUAAACGAUGAAAUGAUGCAGCAGCGGAAAGGGAUGCAAGUCUCACUAGUCUUCCCCUCGGAAUAACACCAAAUGGAUGCUGUGCUGAGCGCCUCAGCCCCUCGCCAACUGCUAUGGAGGCAUACCAUGCAAGUGACCUUUAUCACACCAUGAAUGCAAGCUCUGCCGUUGAAAGAGGACACAAGUAACCUUUUCUUGUUAUCUGAGGAGCUGUUGAUCUAAAGAAAGUAGGGGGAGACGAGCUGCGGCGAGAGAAGAGUCUCGUAAAAAACAAACAAACAAACAAAACUACACACACAAGGACAGGAUGCCAAAGCGGUCCGAGGAGAUGCUCAUGGAUCUGUGGAUGUCCUUGCUGCUGGUGUGGAUUACUUGUGUUCCCUGCGUGUCUAUGUCUCCUAUCAUAGGCCAGUCCAAAAGUACACAAACUGGUGGGUCCGCAGCAGUGGCGAGCGGUCUUGGCGAAGGACAAAGAUUACUGAGCCGCGCCAAGAGAGGAUGGGUUUGGAAUCAAAUGUUUGUGCUGGAGGAAUUUUCUGGACCCGAUCCAAUUCUAGUUGGCAGGCUACACACAGACUUGGAUGUGGGCAGCAAGAACAUCAAGUAUGUCCUAGCGGGUGAGGGGGCAGGCACCAUCUUUGCCAUCAACGAGUUAACAGGUGACAUCCACGCCAUGAAGAGGCUGGACCGCGAGGAGAAGGCCGAGUACACACUAACAGCCCAGGUCAUUAAUGCCGAUACGGACGAGCCCUUGGAGCCACCAUCCGAGUUCAUCAUCAAAGUCCAGGACAUAAAUGACAAUCCGCCGCAGUUCAUUGAAGGCCCGUACCGAGCCUCUGUUCCAGAAAUGUCUGCUGUUGGUACCCCAGUUACCCGGGUAACAGCUUCAGAUGCCGACGAUCCAGUGUAUGGGAACAGUGCUAAACUGGUCUACAGUAUACUGGAGGGACAACCGUAUUUUUCCGUAGACCCUAAUUCAGCAACCAUAAAAAUUGCUCUCCAUGGGAUGGAUCGGGAGAUGAGAGAGGAGUACCUGGUGGUCAUUCAGGCUAAGGACAUGGGAGGACACAUGGGGGGCCUGUCUGGAACGACAACAGUCACCGUCACACUCACAGACAUCAACGACAAUCCGCCAAAGUUCUCUAAAAGUCUGUAUGAGUUUAUAAUACCUGAAGACCUACCAUUAGGGAAAAUGGGCGGCAAGGUGAAGGCAAAUGACAGAGAUAUCGGUGAGAACGCCAAGUCAACAUACAGCGUCAUCGAGGGAGAUGAUCAAGGCGUGUUUGAGAUUAUCACGGACACGCAGACACAGGAGGGGAUUCUCCGACUGAAAAAGCCUUUAGACUACGAGAACAAGAGAGCCUUCACGCUAAAAGUCGAGGCCACCAACAUCCGCUUGGAGCCCGGCAACGGCGGGCCCUUCAAAGACACAGCAACAGUGAAGAUUGUGGUCGAAGACUCCGACGAACCUCCUGUUUUCUCCAAACCCAUGUACUUACUGGAAGUGAAUGAGAACGCCCCCAUCAACACCGUCAUAGGGACAGUCACCGCCAGGGAUCCGGACUCCAGUGGGAGCCUUGUCAGAUACUUCAUCGAUCGGCACACGGACCUGGAGAGGCAGUUCAACAUCAAUGUGGACGAUGGGAAGAUCACGCUCGCCAAACCGCUGGACCGGGAGACGGACAUGUGGCACAACAUCACAGUAACCGCCACAGAAGUCAGGAAUCACAGUCAGAUAUCGAGGGCAAUUGUGGCCAUCAGAGUAAUGGACAUAAACGACAAUGCCCCUGAGUUUGCCGCCGAAUACGAGGCCUUUCUGUGUGAAAAUGGAAAACCUGGACAGGUGAUCCAGACCGUCAGCGCAGUGGACAAAGACGACCCGAUCCAGGGCCACUACUUUGACUACCGCCUGGUCCCGGAGAUGCUCAACAACCCCAAUUUCACCAUCAAAAACAACCAAGACAAUUCAAUCAGUGUUUUAGCCAAGCAUGAUACCUUCCGACGACAGAAACAGGAGAUGUACUUCCUGCCAAUCAUUGUGACGGACAACGGGAACCCUCCGAUGAGCAGCACCAACACCCUGACCAUCCGGGUCUGUGGCUGCAGCAAAGACGGCAUCGUCCAGUCCUGCAACGUGGAGGCCUACGUCUUACCCAUCGGCCUCAGUAUGGGAGCUCUCAUUGCCAUCCUGGCCUGCAUCAUCCUGCUGUUAGUAAUAGUAGUACUAUUUGUUACCCUGAGAAGACACAAGAAUGAACCUCUGAUUAUCAAGGAUGACGAGGAUGUGAGAGAGAAUAUCAUCCGUUACGAUGACGAAGGAGGCGGCGAGGAGGACACGGAGGCGUUCGACAUCGCCACGCUGCAGAACCCAGAUGGCAUCAACGGUUACUUACCGCGCAAGGACAUCAAGCCAGACCUGCAGUUCAUGCCCCGGGCGGGCCAGCACUCAGGCCCCAAUGGCGUGGACGUAGACGAAUUCAUCAACGUACGGCUCCACGAGGCAGACAAUGAUCCCACAGCGCCGCCUUAUGACUCCAUACAGAUCUACGGAUACGAGGGCCGUGGAUCCAUUGCCGGCUCCCUCAGCUCGCUGGAGACGGCGUCAUCAGACUCGGACCAGAAUUAUGACUAUCUCAGAGAGUGGGGCCCACGCUUCAGAAGACUUGGGGAGCUCUACUCUGUGGGCGAAAGCGACCGCGAGACCUGACCUUUGGUUUGUUAGAAAAAAAAAAGACCUUUCAGAUUUUUUUUUCUGUCCACAUGUG